Messenger RNA from Eutrema salsugineum, 719 nucleotides. RefSeq lists its product as uncharacterized. The transcript is spliced from 4 exons. The coding region runs from base 76 to 546 and encodes 156 amino acids. Lineage: Eukaryota; Viridiplantae; Streptophyta; Magnoliopsida; Brassicales; Brassicaceae. The record is from RefSeq and is a predicted model, not a curated record.
AUGAAAAAAAGGUGAUACAACGCUAUUUUUAAUUGGGCCGAAUAAAGUACGUUUGGGCUUUGCAUUCAUAGUGAAAUGAUGAUUGGAGCGAGAAGCAUCUUCUCCGGCAAUCGCCGGUGGGCGAUUACGAGAGUCAUUAGCCGGCGAAUCCAUGGCACAAGUGAUAUUACUGUUCCAAAACUGUCAGAUUUCUCCAUCUUAUCUCCCAAAAAAGUUGAGGUAGAGUACGCAGACGGCACUAAGUUCAAUUUCUCAUCUGAGUUUCUGAGAGUCCAUAGUCCAGCUGCUGAUGGAAAAGUCAGAUCAAUCGGUGGUGAAAAGGUGAUAUCUGGAAGGCGGUAUGUAGGAAUCAUGUCUGCAGAACCGGUUGGAAACUACGGGGUAAGGUUAGUGUUUGAUGACUUGCAUAGAACAGGGAUAUAUCCAUGGGAUUAUAUCUACGAGCUUGGGAGCAAUAAGUUUGGUCUCAUGCGAAACUAUAUCAAGACUCUUCAAAAGCAUCAUCUCAGCCGUGAACCACCACCUCCUCCUCAGAGACGAAGAUGAUUCUGAUCGAAGUCUUUGAUAGAAUCCUUCUUUUUGCAGAAACAUGGAAUCUUGUUUUGUUUCAGAGUUUGCUGUUUUUGAUUGCCUUUAUUCAGUUGUUUUCAAAACUAAUAUUUGUAAAGAAAAUAUUAUCCCAGUUAGUAUCAUCAAAUAGAAUUUGUAAUUUCUUGUGA